AUGCUGACAGCUAAACUCUGCAAAGCAUGUGAAGGUGGAAACGUCAGAGAGGUGGAGGAGCUCUUGGCAUCCGGAGCCACCCCAAACUUCGCACCGAGUGGGAAUGGCUGCCGCUACCCACUGCAUUAUGCUGCCACCGGAGGGCACGUCGAAAUAGUAAAACUCCUCCUGCAACACGAAGCGACAGUGGAUCCUUUAGAAGCUUCCAAUGGCUGGACCCCGCUGAUGAUAGCUGCGCUGAAGUCAGCCAACUCGCAGAAGCACAUAGACGUGCUGAUGCUCUUGCUUGAUGGAGGAGCGGAUGCUGAAGUAAUUGAUGCGCAGGGAAACACAAUCCUGCACAUCUUGGCUUCUCUGGGCCAGACGAGGCUGUUGAAGCAACUGCUGAAAAAAAUCCCUUCUCUCGACAUUCUGGGUCCAGGUUUCGGCUACCUGACUCCGCUGCACUAUGCCACCGAAGCUGGGCACGUGGAUACGGUUGAGUUCCUCUUGCAGCUGCGGGCGGACCCUCGAGGUGUGGAUGCGAGUGGGUGGACACCUGUUCACUGGGCCUGCAAAAGGGGUCACAAACCAGUUGUAGACCUUCUAUUGAGCUACGGAGGCAGUAUUGAAGAUCGUGACUUCAGGUCUCUGACGCCACUAGAUGUCGCAUGCUUCUUCAACCACAUUCCCUUGGCAAAGCUGUUGGACGCGCAACUGUCCCCAACAGGAAAAAUAGACAUUUCCGUUCCACAUGUUGAGCCGUCAGCCAGUAAGAGCUCUCAUGUCGGUGACGGAAUGCCCCGAGAGGACUCACGAGGCGUUCGAACGCCGCCUGUGGAACAUGAUUGUUCUGCCUUCAAUUCGAGUGCAUGGUGGCGAGGAGGAAAGUAUCACCCGCAUUGGGGUGGAUGUGAGUUGGCUCGCUUGAUCUUGGGGGGGUUUGUGCUCUUCAUGUCUGUUUGCGACUACCUUUCAAGAGCUUCAAUGGCAGCCUUCUUUGUAGUUGCGACACGAACGGUCGAAGGUCUGGGCCCGACGGGCGUCGCUGCAACUGUGCUUGCCUGCUGUUCUAUUGCCAUGCCGAGUGUAGCUCUUGGAAUUUGUUGUAGCGACCAUUUCAAAAGCAUGGGGAUUUGGGUAGCCUGGAGAACUGCUAUGUUCGUUCAUGCUGUGGCUGGCUCUGACCGUGAGGAGGGGCAGGCAACACUACAACCGAGGCGUCUGACACUAGAAGAUUUGCUUCUCGCGAACGUGUUGAGGAGCUUCGCCAACAGGAUUCUUCAUUCUGACUACCAUGCUGCGCUAAAGUUCGCGGCUGCAGGAUGCAUUUUGCCGCCUACUGCACUUGCGUGUUGCUUGCUACUUGUGGCCCAAAUCGUGGUCGUGACUGCGGCAGCAUCCCUGGCUGUUUUGAGUUUGGGGGCACUAAGUUUUGUGUGGAUUUCGGCAUUUAAAGUGUUCCUAAUCAGCCGGCGAGGGCUUCUGCUGUAUCUCGACUGCCUGACUCACGCUUCGGCAGUGUGGAUGAAUUCUACUGAUGGAAGUGCCCAGCAAAAAGGCGACACGCGCACUGCGAGGGCGGCUGAACUUCCGAAAAAUCGAAUAGGACAGGCAAGACCUGUUUCCGAACAUAGGUUCGAGACUUGCGGAGUGAAUGAAGGAAGUGUAUAUCCUUUUGACCCUUCCUCCUCUUCUAGAUUCGGUGAUAGUCCCCUCAUUCCUGGCGAAGAGCUAAAGGCACCCAAGCCUUUCAGCAUGCGUUCACUUGCAAAUGGAAAAACUAACAACAUCGGGGCUCUCCAAGGCAAGGAAACUCUUACUGAAUGUCUGCAUGAUCCGAAUUACGGAGAACGUACUUUCCCAUUGACGCGGGCUACAUACUAUGCCGGCGCUACCCAUUUUGGUACUGUUCCUCAAAAGCUGCAUCCAUGUCCUUCUUUACAAGGUGCCAUACAACUACAUCGUCAGCACCUCGAAGCAUACAGAGAACAGCAGUGCUUAGUAAGGCAGUGGAAGCUUCAUAUUCAACAGCAUGGAAGGGAUGGAACUUCUUCAUCUUGUGCGAGCGGCACUCUGUCGCUAAGAGAACUGGGGCCAGCUGAGCAAAGGCAGGUUCUGCCGGAUAUGGCUAGCUGGAUCCAUCGAGGGAGCAGGGGCAGGCUGUAUGCUGACUCGCCACAAGACCAGGUAUAUGCACAAGAUAGCGGAAGCGCAUCAGUUGUUUGCGAUGGGGCCAAAGAAAUGUACUGGUCAGGUGAUGCUGAGCACGAGUCGACUAUGAGUCCCCGUGCUUGUGAUGAAUCGCGAGCCAUGCGCAGCUCCUUGGAUAAUAACACAAGGAAUCCAUGGCGUCACGAUAUUCUGGCUUUUGCAUACGGUGGCCACUUCCAGGAAGCCUGCGCAGAAUUGGAGGCUACCGCGGAUUGCCAUUCAUUUGAUCCUGGCUUUGAGCGCCUUUUCCCCAAGGAAUCUACCACUCCAAGAAUGACUGACAUGGCCAGCAUGGCGAAGGACAGUGUUGAUUCUCAUUUGCCCGAUUCCAGCCCGUACAGGUGGAUGCAGCAUAAAGUGAAGCAACAGCAUGCUGCUCGCGCGCGCGUUACUCCGCCAAGGACUCCCUCUGUCAGAUCUCGCGCAGCUGCAGAAUCACUUCCGGAUAUUUCGGACAAUCGAAUUGGUACCUCGGAAAAACUUAGCAGUCAUUUCAACUCCCAUCCCAAAGCGGCUUUCCCCUUUGCUGGUCCUCGCUUCAAAGCUGGUUGGAGGGGCUUCAAGCUCAUCUUCACUGAUGCUCGCCCAGCGCGUUGCUUAGCUUCCGCUGAAUGUGUCGAUAAUCGAGAAGAGCGUAUGCAGCGAAACCGUGAGGCCCUAUAUGCUUUUCGUAUUACAAAGAAACGCAUGCAGGGGCCACGCAAAUUUCAUACUGAUAAUGCAGAAUAUGAUGCCCUGCUUGUCCAGAAGCAGAAGCGUAUUUUUGACUGGUUUGACCGGCUCGUAGCCAUUAGAUAUGCUGAGAUUACUGCAAUGAGCGAUUCGGCAGCAACGAAAGUUGGUGACACAACUCCUGAAACAGAGUCUCGUUCUUCGGGAGGCGCUCCAGAGGAAAUUCUGCCACCUAUUGUAAGCCUUUCAACAUCUGUGGACCAGGUGAACAGCGGCAUUCAGUGGGCUACUUUUAGUACGCUUUUCCCUCAGAGUGAGUUCAGGAAGCAGGUGGAUGAUGUGAAAGGAACGUCGGCUGCGUCCACGCUGGAAAAGGAGAAGAGGGUCCCGUGUCUGCGUACUGAGGAUCUAUUUGACCUGCCAGUUGAGGAUUCAGUGGCGCCGGAUGCUCGGGUAUAUCUUUGUGACAAGGGACCCCAGGACCAUCGGGGCCUUUACUCAUCUCGAAAUAAAAUGGGUAUUCUCUGUAUGGGAUUGCCCGCGUCAUUUCACUGGAGCAAAGCUGCUGGUCCUGGCACUUCAGGUGACGGUAGUAGCACGCGUGGAGCUAGUGGAGCAGACCAGCCUGCCCCUCCGAUGCUUCACUACCGAUUUAAGGACAUGGUUGAGUUGCCUCAUUUGCGGGAGACAUUUUUCAGACUUUGGUGCCGGGAAUUCCAAAGGCUACUUUUGUACCAAGAUCAAUACUUUGGGAAAAGCCCCUUGUGGGUAGCAAGCGCUCUUGACGAAGACGGCAUCAGCAACUUUUCACAGGAGUGCUGCCCCCGCCUGAUCAACGCUGAGCCGUGCCCUUCUAUCCAUCCAGGAUGCAUCCAGGAUUAUGCAAACGCAAUUUCAGAGCAUUCCUCCUGGUGCAAAGAGGCGUUGCAGACGGUCCCUCCGCAUAUUUCAGAACCGCAGGCUGAUUGCACGUUGCAGUUUCCAGCAGCAAGCGGGGCUGAGGUAGCUGGAGCAGGCGAAGGGACAGCAGGCGACCAACUAUACAUUUGCACAGGGCCAGCGGAUCCCCCAAUAACCUGCGCCGCUAUUGCCAACCUAGGGGCAUUAGGUACACGCAGGUAUCCUGCUUCCACAAAGGGACGAUGGCUUCCCGGAAGGAGUUCUGCACACGGUUUGCCGAAACCUCGUGGGCCUGUGCUCGCACACAGCAAUCCUGUGUCCGACCUUGUGUCUAUUUCCAGUGGUGUGGAGGAAAAAACAGGGGUGGGAGAUGACGGAGCAGGACGGAACACAGGAAGCAAAUCGGUGUCGGUUGCCGAAGUUUGUCGGUUCUUGUUUGCUCUAUCUUUGACACUGGAUCUCGUUUUGGGCCUCCUCCCUCUUCUAGGUGCCGUCAUUCUUUUCUACCUGUUGCAGCAUACAGUGUCCCCUUAUCCAAAAUCUGAACAAUUGGAUUCUUUUUCGUCCUCAAGUGUUUGUUCAGAUGCAACUGCAUUUACCGCCGUGUUCUUGUCAUUCUCGCGGUCAUCUUCAUUCACUUCGAUGCUUUGUGCGUUUCAGCACCUGUUUUUGUGGAGCCUUGUUUUGACCUCCGGUGUGGCCUUGUUCUAUGCGGCUCUUCUGUCUAGUCAGGCGUCCCGUUUUUUCUUUCCCCUGACGCACAGGACAAAUAGCAGGCAGGCGCUGAGCGGGGCAUAA
Molecule: messenger RNA, 4563 nt
Organism: Eimeria acervulina
Lineage: Eukaryota; Apicomplexa; Conoidasida; Eucoccidiorida; Eimeriidae
Exons: 7
Coding region: 1-4563 (1520 amino acids)
Molecular function (GO): protein binding
Source: RefSeq, a predicted model, not a curated record